Ipomoea triloba (trilobed morning glory) is the source of this 1204-nucleotide messenger RNA. RefSeq names its product NAP1-related protein 2-like. NCBI's taxonomy places the organism in Eukaryota, Viridiplantae, Streptophyta, Magnoliopsida, Solanales, Convolvulaceae. The record is from RefSeq and is a predicted model, not a curated record. The coding region runs from base 188 to 952 and encodes 254 amino acids. The transcript has 10 exons. Gene Ontology annotation, cellular component: nucleus; chromatin. Gene Ontology annotation, biological process: nucleosome assembly. Gene Ontology annotation, molecular function: chromatin binding; histone binding.
UUGAAACAUCGUUAAAAACGUACUCCGUAAAACACAACACCGUCUUGGCAAGUUUCCUUCGCACACGCUCUUGCCGUUGCACACUCUCUGCGUGUUUCACUCUCCUCCUCCUGCUCCUCCUCCUCCUCUUCCAUUCCACGCUAGGGUUUAAUCAACCCCUCACGUCUACCACUAGGGUUUAGCGAACAUGGUGGCUGACCGCGGCAAGAAAUCGAAGGUCGCCGAUGUUGCUCCCGAGGAAGAUUCCCGUCACAUUGACCAGGACCUUAUUCUCUCAAUUGAAAAGCUCCAGGAGGUUCAGGAUGAGCUCGAAAAGGUGAAUGAACAAGCUAGUGAUGAGGUAUUGGAAGUUGAACAGAAGUAUAAUGAGAUAAGAAGGCCUGUUUAUGAUAAACGAAAUGAAGUAAUCAAAUCCAUUCCUGACUUUUGGUUGACUGCUUUCCUGAGUCACCCUGCACUUGGUGAUCUUUUGAGUGAGGAAGACCAGAAGAUCUUCAAGUAUUUUGAUUCUCUAAAUGUGGAGGAUUUCAAGGAUGUGACCUCUGGUUACUCCAUAACUUUUAACUUCAAGCCAAACCCCUAUUUUGAAGAUGCAAAACUUGUUAAGACUUAUACCUUCCUGGAGGAAGGAACAACACAGAUAACUGGUACAGACAUUAAGUGGAAGGAAGGCAUGGGCAUUGCUAAUGGUGGUGAUCAUGAGAAGAAAGGAAACAAACGCCCACCAUCUGAAGAGAGCAGCUUUUUUACUUGGUUCACUGAAACACAACAGAAAGAUAUUGCUGAGGGGUUCACUGAUGAGGUGGCAGACAUCAUUAAGGAGGACCUAUGGCCCAAUCCUUUAAAAUAUUUUAAUAAUGAAGCUGACGAAGAAGAUUCUGACGGAGAUGAGGAUGAUGAAGAGGGGAAGGAUGGAGAGGAUGGGGAUGAAGAAGAAGAUGAUGAAGACUAAGUUGAACAUCUCCUGCCACUUGCUGUCCCAUUGCACACGUUUCGAUAAUUGGAAUGUUGAAACCAUGAUUAUCAUUUAUUGCAUACUCAUUAGAAGUUUCAACCGUGUCUCGAAUUAUUAGCAGCUAUCUACUCCGUAUCUUGUAGCUAGGAAGAUUAAUACCUAUGGUGAUAUAUAAAGCGGUUCCUGUGUCCCAUGUCUUAUGUCGCAUUCUGGACAUGCAAUUUAUUCAUUUUGAAGUUUGUCUUUUAA